Coregonus clupeaformis (lake whitefish) is the source of this 1618-nucleotide messenger RNA. Its product is annotated as inorganic pyrophosphatase. Lineage: Eukaryota; Metazoa; Chordata; Actinopteri; Salmoniformes; Salmonidae. Gene Ontology annotation, biological process: phosphate-containing compound metabolic process. The transcript has 11 exons. Bases 89 to 964 code for a protein of 291 amino acids. Gene Ontology annotation, molecular function: inorganic diphosphate phosphatase activity; magnesium ion binding. Gene Ontology annotation, cellular component: cytoplasm. The record is from RefSeq and is a predicted model, not a curated record.
UGCAGUACAGUUCUGGGUGGACUUCUUUGAACACUCAAGUGCACUAGCCAUCACUGCAUCCUCGGCAAGAACCCAACACAGACGAAACAUGAGCUUCACAGUCGAAGAGAGGGGAAACCCCAAUACAUUGAGCUAUCGUUUGUUUUUCAAAAAUGCUGAUGGAAAGUAUGUCUCCCCAUUCCAUGACAUACCUAUGUAUGCUGAUGAGAGCCAGAACAUUUUCCACAUGGUUGUUGAAGUACCAAGAUGGACAAACGCAAAGAUGGAGAUUGCGACCAAAGACCCCCUGAACCCGAUCAAGCAGGAUGUGAAGAAGGGGAACCUGCGUUACGUCGCCAAUGUUUUCCCCCACAAAGGCUACAUCUGGAACUAUGGAGCAAUACCUCAGACUUGGGAGGACCCCGAGCACAAAGAUGGAGACACUGACUGCUGUGGUGACAACGACCCCAUUGACGUCUGUGAAAUCGGUACCAAGGUGUGUUCGCGUGGUGAGGUGAUCAAGGUGAAGGUACUGGGGGUUUUGGCCAUGAUCGACGAGGGGGAGACAGACUGGAAGGUCAUAGCCAUCAACGUGGAGGACCCUGAAGCUAAGGACCUGAACAACAUCGGUGACAUCCAGAGGCUGAAGCCAGGUUACUUGAAGGCCACAGUGGACUGGUUCAGGAGGUACAAGGUACCAGACGGGAAACCAGAGAACCAUUUUGCCUUCAACGGAGAGUUCAAAGACAAGGAAUUUGCAAUUGAGACAAUCAAGAGCACCCAUGGCUUCUGGAAAGCACUUAUCUCUCAGAAGACCAACUCUGGAGGACUCAACUGUAAAAACACGUGUGUGUCGGCCGGCGACAGCCCCUUCUGCUGCUCCACGGACGAGGCCAAGGCUGUCAUAGAAGGGACAAGCCCUUGUGGAACCGAAGAUCCUAUCCCCUGCUCAGUGGAUAAAUGGUUCUACUAUGAGAAGGCGUAACUUUAAGAUGAUGACUCAAUGGACCAGAAGUGUCUCACCUGUUUAGCAAGCGUACUUGAAGAUAAUAGACUUAAGGACAGUUGUGGCUGAGAAAGAAUAGACUCUUCUUCGUACUCAGAAGAUAAGCGACGAUGGGACAAAAAUAGUUAAAUAAUGUCUUAGGAAAUGUAUUGUUACAGUUAUUUAACGAAGGUCUCAUUGGAGAUGUGCUGUCGAACAGAUAGUACUGGUAGUGUACUUCCUAUAGCUAGCAACUCAUGUACUGUGUGGGAUCAUCUUAAUUGUUUUAAUAAAGCUUUUUCUGUAAAACAACAAUACUAUGAUGGUUUUGUUGGAUAAUGUAAAAAAAAAAUGUAUAACAACCUUCAAUAUUUUAUUUGGUCUGACAUUAUUUUGUAGAAAGUUAUACUCUGUUACCCAGCUGACAUGUAGAUGAGGGCUGAUAUGGUUACACUUUGCUAGAACAGUCGGAACACUGUACUGUGGAAAACGCACGUUUGUAUGUUGUGUUCUUCUGCCAUCUAGUGGUAAUGUUCUAUACCACAGCGCGCUUCCUAAUUACCGUAUGUCAUUCUCUGCAUAGCUGUGCGUGCUACAAUAAAUUGUAUGUGUAUUUUUAGGUUUUAAAAAUAUAUAAACUUUGUUUUGAUGUGA